AUGGAGAUGGGUGUCCAUCUCUGUUGGAAGCUUACCAUCAUCGAGAUUAUGUUCAUUAGAGGUGCAUCACGUGCUAUUCCAAGCGUUAGACAAUUCUCUAGCUCAGCGGUUGCAGGCAAGGACUUGGUACAAGAAUUGUACAUGUCACAGCUCAAGUCAUACAAAGCACCAGCUCAGCCAGCAGAUGCGCACGUUGGACACGUAAAAGCGUUCAAGCAGCCAGCAGCACCAUCUGCACCAUCUGCACCUUCAGAUUUGGCAGGUGAAUUAAGCACAUACGAAUCAGCUCAACCUUCAUUCACCCAACAAACUCAAGCCACCGGAGAAGCACCAAAGGCGGAGGAGAGUGCAGAUGAAUUCCUCAGCUUACUUGAGGCUGACUUGCCAAAGCCAGAGGUCCACCACUAG
Molecule: messenger RNA, 408 nt
Organism: Wallemia ichthyophaga EXF-994
Lineage: Eukaryota; Fungi; Basidiomycota; Wallemiomycetes; Wallemiales; Wallemiaceae
Exons: 3
Coding region: 1-408 (135 amino acids)
Biological process (GO): proton motive force-driven ATP synthesis
Source: RefSeq, a predicted model, not a curated record